This is a messenger RNA of Camelina sativa (false flax), 4752 nucleotides long. The record is from RefSeq and is a predicted model, not a curated record. NCBI's taxonomy places the organism in Eukaryota, Viridiplantae, Streptophyta, Magnoliopsida, Brassicales, Brassicaceae.
AUGAUUCGGGAUUGUGGUUUUUUGGAUUUUCCUUUUAUUGGUGAUUGUUUGUCUUGGAGGGGUUGGCGGGAUAAAAAACCUAUUCGAUGUCGGCUGGACAGGGCUUUAGGGAAUGAGGAUUGGCAUGAUUUGUUUCCAGACACGGUGACGGAGUACUUACCAAUGAUAGCCUCUGAUCAUAAGCCUCUAGUGGUUAAAAUUGGGGCUAAAAGGCCUCGGGGGAACAGGAGUUUCAUGUUUGACCGCCGCUGGAUUGGUAAGACGGGGCUGAUGGAUGCGAUCGCAUCAGGGUGGGACGGGGGUUUGGAUCAGGUUUCAGAUACUUUCACCUAUAAAAUUGUGAAUUGUCGAAAGACAAUUUCUCAGUGGCGUAAAUCACAAGUCCCAUACGGUCGGGAAACCAUUGACGAUUUAAAGAGACAGUUGGAGGUGGCUCUAGCGGAUGAUUCAAUUCCUCCUGCUACAAUUUCGGAUUUACAGAGUCGUUUACGUCAGGCUUAUGGGGAUGAAGAGAUUUACUGGUAUCAAAAAAGUCGGAGUAAAUGGAUGCGAUUGGGGGAUAAAAAUUCAAAGUAUUUUCAUGCUUUAACAAAGCAGAGACGGGCUCGUAAUCGGAUUAAUGGUUUGUUUAAUAAGGAUGACAUCUGGUCAACUGAGGAUGUGGGUAUUUGUAAUACGGCGGUAUCAUAUUUUGAGGAUUUGUUUACUUCAACAAACCCGACCAAUUUUGAGGAGGUCCUACGGGAGGUCCAGACGGUGAUUACAGCUGAGGAUAAUGAGCGGUUGACAAGACCCGCAACGGAGGUUGAGGUCAAGUCUGCCUUAUUUAUGAUGCAUCCGGAUAAAGCACCUGGCUCAGAUGGAAUGACAGCUCUAUUUUUUCAAAAAGCAUGGGGUAUAGUUAAGACGGAUCUUGUAGAUUUGGUUAAUAGAUUUCUGGUGGAAGGAGUUUUUGACAAGGGUCNGUUCCUCAUGGAAACUAAACAACCAUCACCUAUUCUAGAAAAGUUUGUUGGUCAUUUUGGGUAUAAGAAUUUAAAAACAAUAGAUCCUAUUGGCUGUAGUGGUGGUAUGGCUCUGUUCUAUAAUCAGGAUGAUUUUCAGGUCUCGGUUUUAUUUGAGUCAAACAGGUUAAUCGAUAUUGAAGCGGUUUUCAAAGGGCGGAUAAUUCAUUUAACUUUCGUUUAUGGAGAUCCUGUCCCCAACAAACGGGAUCUGGUGUGGGAACGUAUUUUAAGAAUAAGUGCUAACCGGUCCACCCCUUGGUUUUUGGUUGGGGAUUUUAACGAGCUGACAGGAAACCAUGAAAAAAGGGGGGGGGGGAAGUUACGUCAUCCUUCCUCUUUUCUCGCUUUUAACGGGAUGAUUCGGGAUUGUGGUUUUUUGGAUUUUCCUUUUAUUGGUGAUUGUUUGUCUUGGAGGGGUUGGCGGGAUAAAAAACCUAUUCGAUGUCGGCUGGACAGGGCUUUAGGGAAUGAGGAUUGGCAUGAUUUGUUUCCAGACACGGUGACGGAGUACUUACCAAUGAUAGCCUCUGAUCAUAAGCCUCUAGUGGUUAAAAUUGGGGCUAAAAGGCCUCGGGGGAACAGGAGUUUCAUGUUUGACCGCCGCUGGAUUGGUAAGACGGGGCUGAUGGAUGCGAUCGCAUCAGGGUGGGACGGGGGUUUGGAUCAGGUUUCAGAUACUUUCACCUAUAAAAUUGUGAAUUGUCGAAAGACAAUUUCUCAGUGGCGUAAAUCACAAGUCCCAUACGGUCGGGAAACCAUUGACGAUUUAAAGAGACAGUUGGAGGUGGCUCUAGCGGAUGAUUCAAUUCCUCCUGCUACAAUUUCGGAUUUACAGAGUCGUUUACGUCAGGCUUAUGGGGAUGAAGAGAUUUACUGGUAUCAAAAAAGUCGGAGUAAAUGGAUGCGAUUGGGGGAUAAAAAUUCAAAGUAUUUUCAUGCUUUAACAAAGCAGAGACGGGCUCGUAAUCGGAUUAAUGGUUUGUUUAAUAAGGAUGACAUCUGGUCAACUGAGGAUGUGGGUAUUUGUAAUACGGCGGUAUCAUAUUUUGAGGAUUUGUUUACUUCAACAAACCCGACCAAUUUUGAGGAGGUCCUACGGGAGGUCCAGACGGUGAUUACAGCUGAGGAUAAUGAGCGGUUGACAAGACCCGCAACGGAGGCUGAGGUCAAGUCUGCCUUAUUUAUGAUGCAUCCGGAUAAAGCACCUGGCUCAGAUGGAAUGACAGCUCUAUUUUUUCAAAAAGCAUGGGGUAUAGUUAAGACGGAUCUUGUAGAUUUGGUUAAUAGAUUUCUGGUGGAAGGAGUUUUUGACAAGGGUCUAAAUCGAACUCAUAUUUGUCUUAUCCCGAAGGUGGCCAAGCCAACUCGAAUGGCAGAAUUACGUCCGAUUAGUCUGUGUAAUGUUGGCUAUAAGAUCAUAUCUAAGGUUUUAUGCCAGCGACUAAAAGGGGUUUUACCUGGCCUUAUAUCUGAGACUCAAUCGGCUUUCGUCCCAGGUCGGCUGAUUUCCGAUAAUAUCCUUAUUGCUCAAGAGAUGUUUCACGACUUACGCACAAACCCGUCUUGUAAAGGGAAAUUUAUGGCCAUCAAAACAGACAUGAGUAAGGCAUAUGAUAGGGUUGAGUGGGAUUUUGUGGCAGCUUUGCUACAGAAGAUGGGUUUUGCAGAGUCAUGGGUUUCAUGGAUAAUGGUUUGUAUCACUUCGGUAGAGUACCGGGUUCUUAUUAAUGGCCAGCCAAAUGGUUUGAUAGUUCCAGAGAGAGGGUUGCGCCAGGGGGAUCCCCUCUCCCCUUAUUUGUUUAUCUUAUGCACAGAAGUUUUAAUUGCUAAUAUACGGAAAGCAGAGAGGGAUAAACUUAUUACAGGGAUAAAAGUGGCAAACAAAUGCCCGCCCAUUACGCAUUUGUUAUUUGCCGAUGAUAGUCUUUUCUUCUGUAAGGCGGACAGAGGACAAUGUCAGGUUAUUUUAGAUAUUCUGAAAAAGUAUGAGUCAGUUUCGGGUCAACAAAUUAAUUUUUCAAAAUCUUCUGUCCAAUUCGGGCACAAGAUUGAUGAUCAGACAAAAACCGAGCUCCAGGGUGUCCUCGGGAUCAUGACUUUGGGUGGCAUGGGGUCAUACCUAGGGUUACCCGAAAGUUUGGGUGGGGCAAAGACAAAGGUUUUCUCUUUUGCUCGGGAACGGAUUCAGAGUCGGACAAAUGGUUGGACGGCAAAUUUGCUGUCCAAAGGGGGAAGGGAAGUGAUGAUAAAAUCUGUUGCUACUGCUGUUCCAACGUUUGUGAUGUCGUGUUUUCGUUUACCAAAAACAAUUACAUCCAAGCUUACCAGUGCGGUGGCAAAUUUUUGGUGGAGUACUAAUGGUCAGUCAGGGGGAAUGCAUUGGCUUGCCUGGGAGAAAUUAUGUGUAAGCAAACAGUUGGGUGGUCUAGGUUUCAGGAAUGUGGAUGACUUUAAUUCGGCAUUACUGGCUAAGCAGUUAUGGCGUCUCAUAGACGCUCCAGAAUCGCUGUUUGCUAGGGUUUUUAAAAGUCGGUAUUAUCGGAAUACGAAUCCUUUGGAUCCGAUAAGGUCAUACUCUCCCUCCUAUGGAUGGAGGAGUAUAUGUUCUGCUCGCUCUCUGGUAAAUAAAGGGCUUAUUAAACGGGUUGGCUCUGGGGACACCAUUUCUAUAUGGUCUGAUCCUUGGGUACCAGCUCAAUUCCCUAGACCAGCUGUCAGUAAGGGUCCGUUAAAGGAUCAUUAUCUUCAAAUGAAUCAUUUAAUUGAUCGACAAACUAAUACUUGGCGUAUGGAUAUGCUUAAUGAGCAUUUUGAUCCACUUGAUGUUGCAUUGAUAAGGGCUAUACCAUUGGGUGGUAACCAAAAGGAUGAUCCUUUCGGUUGGCAUUUCACAAAAACAGGAAAGUACACAGUCAAAUCAGGCUAUCACACUGCACGUCAUGGUGUGGUUCGGACUUUUGCAGCCACUGGUUCAGGCCCGGACAUUACCCCUCUACUCGCUAGUGUGUGGAGGGCCCGUUGCCCACCCAAGAUUCAACAUUUUAUGUGGCAGGUUUGGGCCCUAGCACAUGUACCGGUGGGACCAAUUUCCUUCCCGACAGAAUCUGUGUAUGCGAAUGUAGAUCAUUUUUUAGGGAAACAGAACCCUGGGGCUCAUGUUGCGGCUUUCCCAUGGCUUAUGUGGUUUAUUUGGAAAGCAAGGAAUGCACGUGUUUUUGACAAUAUUGUCGAUCGGCCGGAGGAUAUUGUAAAGGUAGCAGAGGGAGAAGCUGCAGCGUGGCAGCAGGCUCAGGAAGAGGAUGCUCCACUGACAACUAUUCCAGUAGUUUCGGGGAUACCAGUUAGGGUGGCUACUGCUUCCCUCCCUUUGGUUUUUUCGGGAUACCGCUACUUCACUGAUGGAUCUUGGAAAGCAGGGGAUUUGUAUACAGGUGCUGGAUGGUGUUGUACCUCGGCCCAGACAGCGUUGCCGUUCUUGGGAGCAAAGAAUUUCCGGCAGAGUCUAUCUCCAUUACAUGCUGAAGUUGAAGCGUUCCUUUGGGCGAUGCGCUGCAUGAUCGGGCAUGACUUUAGAGACGUGGCUUUCUAUACCGACUGCUCAGACUUGGUGAAGAUGGUGUCUUCCCCUUCCGACUGGCCAGCGUUCUCGGCAACCUCCUCCCCCACACUUCUUCUCUUUUCUCACUACGCUCCGAUCCCCGAGGUCGUCGUCACACACACACUCCCAACGGUUACUUUACCCUAA